Molecule: messenger RNA, 1441 nt
Organism: Salvia splendens (bonfire salvia)
Lineage: Eukaryota; Viridiplantae; Streptophyta; Magnoliopsida; Lamiales; Lamiaceae
Product: protein TRIGALACTOSYLDIACYLGLYCEROL 5, chloroplastic
Exons: 4
Coding region: 1103-1336 (77 amino acids)
Source: RefSeq, a predicted model, not a curated record
UAAGCUUGUUUGCGAAUUGGGAGUAAAGAUCAAAUUUUCAGAUACAUGAAUUAAUUUAAAGCAAGCCCAUUUAAAGUUGAAUCUAGAAGCCCAAAAAUCUGCAAAAAGAUUCAAUCUUGGCCCGUUUCCGAAUCAAGAACUGCGGGAUUGGGGAAAAUGGUGCUAACGAAUUUCACUGGAGGAGGUGUCGGUUUUGGUUUCGGAGUUGGCUGUGGUUUUGGAGUUGGGUGGGGAUUCGGAGGUUAGUUACUCUAAUUCUUCUGUGAAUCCAGCUUCGGUUUUCUACAGAUAAAAUCAAAUUGAGCAGAGAAAGGAUUCUGGAUCAUAUAAUCUCUAUUUGUUUGAUUUGUUUAGGAACUACUUUGUUAUUCAGCUGCUUUCUGUGAUUUAGUUGCAAAUGUGAAUUUUGGUGGAGGAUUAUUGGUUUAGGUUAUGAUUAUCUUCUUUAAAAUGGAUGAGCAUGUAUAUGUUUCUGUGUAUAUUCAUUGUCAAUGUGUGGUUUAUUGUAUGAAAAAUUUUCAUAGUUGAGUUGGCCUUUUGUCAUUGAGAAGACAUAGAUUACAAUCAUUAAUGUAAUGUAUGAAGGUGAUCUUGAUUUCAACAUUCAUCCUACUUGUUAAGGUGCUAUUAAGCUGCAUUAGUCAGUGUCUCAUGAAGCCUGUCGAGCUUAGACUACUUGUCCAUAUUCUACUUCAUGAACUGUAGUAUUACUUUCAUGUGACCAUUCAAUCAAGUAGGAGUAUGUAGCAUAGUCAUGAAGAUGCAGUAUUACUUACUGCCAUGUAACCAUUCUAUUGGAUUAUGUACUAUAGUUUUAAGAUCUGGAAGACUAAAAAAUGCUCCACAUUAAGCUAGUAAUUGUAUGUGGUGCUUACUUUCUAGGGAAUUUGUGUUGUUAUUUGGACAAAGAAUUAGGACAGACCUCCCGUGUGUAACAAUUGGUUGCCCUCCGAUGGGAUUUUUGGAUCAAUGUUUAUCAUUUACCUGACCUGCAGGCAGAGGAGAUUGUAUACAGGGUCACUUUUAUUGCUUGCAUCUCUAUCUUUAUCGAAACUUAUUUCAUACCCUGACCCCAGCUGCAUAGUCAGAAUGCAAUUUCCGAAUGUCUGGAAACAUUAUUACUGUACUCAUCAAAUUACAUAAAACAGGGGCGCCCUUGAACAUCUUUGGACUUGGUGCAGGUGGUGGCUGCGGUGUCGGGUUGGGGCUUGGAUGGGGAUUUGGCGCGGCUUAUGGCAGUCGUUACUAUAGUCCUGGCCUAACAUUCCAAGGCGUCGAAUUUGCCAAUAAACCUAGUGAAGGUAAAGAUGCCAAAAACUUGUCAAAGAACAAGUAGAAAAAAGUACACUUAUCACUCAAUCAUCUGUUCAUUUUUCUUAAUGAAAUGCCCAAAGCUUUGUAGUUUGGAAGUUUAAUGAAUACUUUGAUUUCUUGUAUGUCA